This is a messenger RNA of Megalops cyprinoides (Indo-Pacific tarpon), 2447 nucleotides long. Its product is annotated as nuclear receptor-binding factor 2-like. Lineage: Eukaryota; Metazoa; Chordata; Actinopteri; Elopiformes; Megalopidae. The record is from RefSeq and is a predicted model, not a curated record. Gene Ontology annotation, biological process: autophagy. The transcript has 4 exons. Bases 113 to 754 code for a protein of 213 amino acids.
UGCGGAUGUGUGGGUAUAAUAAUGGAUCCUGGAAAUAAACCCCAGUGCCGUGAAGUGCCGAUGACCCUGAGAGGCAGCGAGCUUCUCUCCUAACGCGCUCCUACGCUUCAGCAUGGAGGUGCUGCCAAAUCCGUUGAACCGCGCGCACCAGUGGGGCAGGAAGGCAGAGCGUCUCCUGGCGGCAGGGGAGUAUGAAGAAGCCAUUUCCUGCCAUGGGGAGGCAGCAGACCUUCUGAUGGAGGCCAUGAAUCUAACUCCGUGUGAACAGGCUCAUCUUUCUCUGGAGCUGCAGAGGAACAGCCACAUCACACAGCAGCGGCUGAUCCGGGAGCAGCAGAAACGGGCCCGGCGAGAGGCGAAGCCCUGCCCCCUCAGGACCGCUGAUGCAGCGGAGCAGGACACGCCCAGCAGCGAGCGUGACACCCCGCUGCACUCCGCGAAGGCUGCCGUCACCCCACUUGCACCCUGCUCUGGAGGCAGGACGCCGAAGGAUGACAAGACCCGCCUGGAGGAGCAGCAGACCACCAUCGCGCACCUCAGGAAGCUGGUGGACUUCCUCCUGACGGAGAACGAGAAGCUGACCUGCGACAACCUCCGGCUGCAGGCGGAGAAUGCCCAACUGAGGAAAGAGCCGUUUGCAGACACGCCCUCGCUGGGGUCCCAGCUGUGGAAUCAGCCCCUCCCUGCUCGGGACAGCCAGACCCAGGCAGCUCCAGCACAGCACAGGGAGGACGAGACGACAGAGGACGCUUAACCCAAACUGCAGGCCACAGAGAGUGGCCACCGUGCCGAGGAAGGGCGGAGUGCAAGGGCAGCAGGUGCCGCGGCAACCUGAGGAGGCAGGGCAUGAAGGUGUGCGUUUGAGAAUGUGCAGGUAGCUGGAGGGGUGAGGUAUGGCUGCUGUGAGUACGGAAGUGAAGCUGUGUGUCCAGAUAGCGUGGUGUAUCAUUGGUUUAUAUCACACAGGCAGUGUGAGAAACAAACACCUCUCUCUGAUCCAGUGCAUUUCAGUCUGGCACAGUCCUCAGGGUUACAGGAUGCAGCGCAUUGCUUUAUACAGCUGCUGAAUGUGCUGUGUAAUGAGUCAGGAAAGGGGUCUCAAUUAAACCAAAUUUAAAGGUGUAAAUGACUGAUAAGAGCCAAUAUAUUGAUACAGUGGUGAUGAAUAUGAGUACUAUAUGAGGGUAAUUUUCAGGUGUUGGAGUUUUACAGAGUAAUUCCUUCAUGACAUUACAGUAGCGCAUGAUUAAAUCGGGAUUGAUAACUUGCAAAAUGAUUAAAAAUCCACUGCCUCCUUGAAAUUUACAUAAAUAUAUGAAGUAAUCUAUCAAAUAUAGUAGUAAAUGUAUUUUUUGUAUAAUGUAAAUACAUAUAGCUAGUAGUGACUAACUGAAAGGAUCAGAUGAUUUAAAGGAAUGGACAGGUGUUAGGAUAAGGGCCACACACUCUCCUUACACACACACACACACACACACACACACACACAUACAUAUAUUCACUUAUAAUUUUGGGUUUUAUUUUGCACAUGCAUCAUUGUGCAGCCUCCCUUCCGCUGUGUCUCUGAUGGAGACAGAGCUGCCCUGUGAGGAGAUCCACACAAUCUGUGAGUUCAUCUUUUGCUGUCUUUAGACUGAGAGCUCUGUCUGGUACCACUUUUUUGGGUUUGUUUGUUUGGGGUUUGCCGUACACUUCAGGCAAGAUGACAGUAUCAGAUGUCAAGCUAGGUACCUUCUUUGAAAGGUCACACUUCUUUCUCCACACCUGGCUUGUAAAGGAAACAGAGACUCAUUCUUUUUAGUUCAUAAAGUAAGAUACCAACAUUCCCACUCUGGGUCAGCUUUUUCUUGUAACAGUGAUGGGAGAGGUGGCAAGAUGAUACAUUUUCACAUCAUAUUAUUGCUGCUCAAAACAGAACACUAUUGUGGUUAUACGGGCUUUAGUCUUACACACUGAAGAAGUGUUUACAGACCUGACCGUUUUUUCUGAACCUGUUAACAUCCAGAGGCUGUCAGUGAUUUAAACAUUGGUGAUACUUAUCUUAAUUUAAUCUGACCUUGUGAGUUGCCAUUCACAUUCAUUCAUCUUGGCAUACAUCUUUAGCCAGUGUCACAGGCUGACAGAUGUCCCACCUCUUACUUAAAUGGAGAUUACUUACUGUUAAGGAGAAAAGGGCUUUUUCAGCCAGAGCUGCUUCCCACAGCUGAAACAGUGCAAAUGUGGGAGUGAAGGAGAAACCCACAGGGACUGACUCAAAAAGGCUAAAACACCACUGCUUCAUGUGAAAGCUGUAUUGAUUAAACAGUUUAUGCUUUGAUAGGACGUCCAUGGGAGGCUAAUGAAUUAGUUGUAUUGCCGUUAUAAGGGGUGAAUUUAACAUGGAACAGGGAGGUUUUUUUUAUAUUAAGGGUGUUCUGAUUUGUGUGUGUGCGCGUAUGUAUGUAUGUGUG